Molecule: messenger RNA, 4411 nt
Organism: Betta splendens (Siamese fighting fish)
Lineage: Eukaryota; Metazoa; Chordata; Actinopteri; Anabantiformes; Osphronemidae
Gene: znf711
Product: zinc finger protein 711
Exons: 8
Coding region: 262-2841 (859 amino acids)
Biological process (GO): regulation of transcription by RNA polymerase II
Cellular component (GO): nucleus
Molecular function (GO): metal ion binding; DNA-binding transcription factor activity, RNA polymerase II-specific; RNA polymerase II transcription regulatory region sequence-specific DNA binding
Source: RefSeq, a predicted model, not a curated record
UGUCAGGAAGCAAGCUGAUUGGCCGAGGCCUAGCAAAGAGUGCCCGGGGAUCCAAAACUGCAGGCCGCACUUAGCUUACCGUCAAAAAUAAACCAAAACAAUAACAGACAAAACAGAGGAGGGGGACAAACACGGAUAGACACAGGCGACGGCGUUAUCAGGGGGAUUGAUUAGUUUGAUGGAAGAAAGCCCAUCAGAUACUCUCUCGGUUUUAAUCUAAAGGUUUUCCCAUCAAAUGUAAAGUUUUUUCUGAGUAAAGACAUGGAUCAAGGAGGAGGGGUGUUGGAGCUCCACGCUCAGGAGCUAAAGAUGCCCCACGCUAUGAUCAUGCAAGAUUUUGUUACAACCAUGGGGGGUCUGGCUCACAUUGAUGGGGAGCACAUUGUGGUGUCGGUUCCUGAGGGCAUGCUUCUCUCUGACGUGAUGACCGACGAGGGCAUCCUCUUGGAACAUGGACUUGAAGUAGAAGGCUUGGAGACUCAAGUGGUUCAUGGCCUGGAGACAGAGGUGGUCGAAGGCCUGGAGACUGAAGUGGUAGAAAGCUUGCAUGCAGAUGUAGAUGGCUUGGAGGCAGAAGUAGUUGACGGGCUUCAGACACAGGUGGUAGAGCUGGAGGCUCAGGUUGUAGAAGGCUUGGAGGGUGAAGUGGAAGUGGAGGGUCUGGAGGCCCAAGUGGUUGAAAGCUUGGAAACUGAGGUAGACGUUGAGGACCUGGAAGCUCAUGUUGUUGAGGGCCUUGAGGAAGAGGUGGAAGUAGAAGGUUUAGAAGCUGAGGUUGUCGAAGGUUUGGAGGUAGAUGUGGAAAGUCUUCAGGCUCAAGGAGUAGAGGCCCAUGAAAUCAGUAGUGAACAUAUGGUGUCCUCAGAACACAGUGUAAUCAUGCCUGAAAACAUCCUGGGGACAGAGGUUGCAAUAGAAGAAGCACUAGACUCGCAUCAUCACCAUGUCCUAACGUCAGACCUCAUCCAGGACCCAAAUCACCACCACGAUGACAUACCAGACCAGGUGUUCGUGGCAGAACUGCUCUCUGAGCACCAGGACAACACCCUGGAUCACCAGCUUGUGUCAGAAGGUUUGAUGGUGACAGAGGAAAACUCUGAGACAAUUAUCCACGAACAGAUGCCAACUGAGGCUGGUCCCCUGCAGACUGAUGAGGAUGAUGAUGGAAGGAGCAGCUCUGAGGAUUACCUCAUGAUUUCCUUGGAGGACGUGGGAGAGAAGUUAGACAUUGGAGACACUCCUCUUGAGAUCAGCACCGAGGUAAUGGAAGACAAAGAAUGCAAAGAAGAGGAUGGCUCUGAGGUCAUCAAAGUGUACAUCUUUAAGGCAGAAGCAGAUGAUGAUUUAGGUGGAACAGAGGUAAUAACAGAGGACGAUUACCAGAAUGGCCAUCCUGAUCUGGAAGCUGCGUCAUCAGGCAGACUGGGAGUUGGUCGUGACAAGAUGGUCUACAUGGUUAAGAACCAUGCUAAAGAAGAAGAUGAUGAUGACGAUGAGAGUGAUGAUGAUGACGACGAUGACAUCGGUAAUACCAUUGAUCAGGUGAAAAAUGGAACAGCUACACCAUUUCUGCAAAUCCGAGAGGGGGUUGGUGCCAACCGGGCUCUAAAACCCAAACCCAAGAAAAAGAAGAAAGGAGAGACACGACAGUGUCAGACUGCUGUUAUUAUUGGACCAGAUGGCAUGCCUUUGACAGUCUACCCCUGUCACAUCUGUGGAAAGAAGUUUCGCUCCAGAGGCUUCCUCAAAUGCCACAUGAAGAAUCAUCCUGAUCAUCUGCUGAAGAAGAAGUACCAGUGUACAGACUGUGACUUUACCACUAACAAGAAAAUUAGUUUCCACAACCAUUUGGAGAGUCACAAGCUGCUUAGCCACAACAGUGAGCGCUCUCCUGAAUAUACGGAGUACACAAGGCGAUACCAUGAGUCCAGCCCUCUGGGCUCAGACAAGUUAAUUGUCAAGGACCGGGAACCCAAACUGCAUCACUGCAAGUACUGCGACUAUGAGACAGCUGAACAGGGCCUGCUCAACCGUCACCUACUGGCUGUGCACAGUAAGAACUUUGCACAUGUAUGUGUGGAGUGUGCCAAAGGCUUCCGCCACCCGUCAGAGCUGAAGAAACAUAUGCGAACCCACACAGGUGAGAAGCCCUACAACUGCCCGCACUGCGAAUUCCGUUGUGCAGAUCAGUCGAACCUUAAGACUCAUAUCAAGAGCAAGCAUGGAGCCGAUCUGCCUUUCAAGUGCAGCCACUGUCCCCAAGCCUAUGCCGAUGCACGGGAACUCCAACGUCAUAUAGAAAUGGUGCAAGGCCACAAAACCCAUCAGUGCCCACACUGUGAGCACAAGAGCACCAACUCCAGUGACCUGAAACGGCACAUUAUUUCGGUUCAUACUAAGGACUUUCCUCAUCAGUGUGACGUGUGUGAGAAAGGCUUUCACAGGCCCUCAGAGUUGAAGAAACACGCAGAGACGCACAAGGGCAACAAGUUGCAUCAGUGUCGACAUUGUAACUUCAAUGCUCCCGAUACCUUCACUCUGAGUCGCCAUAUCCUAUCAUUACACACGAAGGACCUCCCCUUCAAGUGCAAGCGAUGCCGGCGAGGUUUCCGGCAGCCUGCUGAGCUGAAGAAGCACAUGAAGACGCACAGCGGUAGAAAAGUCUAUCAGUGCCAGUAUUGUGAGUAUAACAGUACGGACGCUUCUGGUUUCAAACGUCAUGUGAUCUCCAUUCACACCAAGGACUAUCCACAUCGCUGCGACUACUGCACCAAGGGCUUUAGACGGCCAUCGGAGAAGAGCCAGCACAUAGCCAGGCAUCACAAAGACAUGUUGAUGUAGUGUUACUGCACACCCCAACACACUCCUCUCUCCCGAGUAAAUCUGUGUCACGCACCCAGAGGUAAUUUUAGUGUAUUAACAACAAAUUGAUGGAUGUAGGCUGUUGAUAAAGGCAAAAUUAUAAUUGCCAUUUUGUGUUCUGUGUUGUAAUGGGUGUAAACCUCCUCCCCCAGGAAUAACAAGAGAACACAUUUUAGAUGGGGGUUAAAUCUAAAAAGGACAGCGUGUAGACUGAGUGGGACAGCUGUAAAUUGUUUUUUUUUUGUUGCAGAAAAUCACAUAUGAACAUAUAUUCAGGGUUUCAAAUGUCUAUAUUUUUAUACCCACUCAGCUGAAAUGCUGUAAGAUGAUGACUGUGUCCUGUAAAACAGAAAGCAGUGCUUUGUGAACGUCAAGUCCGUUUUCCAGAUGUUUAGAGUCGUACCAACUUGCAUCUGUUUUCCUCCAGCUUUACCCUGACAUUUGUUUUUAGUGUCAUCUGAACAUGAAGGGUUAGGGUCAUUCAUAAAUGGCUUCAAGUGGCAUUGAUACACAUUAUGCACCGUCAAAGAAAUAAUUCAUUAAACCAAACCUUUAAAGUUCCAUCAUUUUGGAUUUUCCUCCCCAGACAGAACACAUGCAGUUCGUACAUAGCAGCUUACACGCUUUUAAAGAUGUUAAAAGUUGAAUCAGAAAUGUUCAGGUCUGAUUAGCAGUGUUCAGUGCAGAAGAGACAGGUGUAACUGAUAUGAAAGGAGAUCCCUUUAGUCUAACUACACCUUUGUGACACAGCUAUAAUAUUUGCUACAUUGGUGCAGUAACAGUGGUUUAUUACUAUGACUGUGACGGGUGGUUGACUUCACAUUUGAUAAUUUGACGGCCACUGUAGUUGCGCACGUGUUAUGUUAUCAAUGACACAAAUGUUCUCUCAGCUGACUAUUUGAUUGCAAUCAUGCCUUACAUCUGUUGGUCUUCAUCCCUUAAGCACUCAUGAACACAGCUAAUCAAAAAAAAGAAGUGAUUUUUAACUCUCAAACAUGCUGUAUCAAUACCAUUCUCUCAGAGAUUGUGUGUUUGAGUCAGUAGAAAGCACUUUAAUAUGUUCUCUUUUUUUGUAUUUUAAAUAAUUACAUGUAUGGGUGUGUGUAUGUGUUACACACGCGCUAGGUAUAAAUAACUUUGUGAAUGAGUAAAGUUGAAGAUUGUUUUGAGUGUUAUCUUUAACAAGUGGGCACCAUCCAUGGCUGCAUCAAAACUGAACUGUCAUUCAAAGUGGUGGGUGAAUCCAUUUAUUGUUUUGUUCUAUGGAUAAGUGAUCAGGUUUUGUGCUCACUAACAACUUUCCCAAACCUUAGUCCUGCAAUCCUAAAUAACCCAACCCAAUCCCAAGCACGGGGUUGUUCUCCCUAAAGUCGGUGGUCAUCAUAUUGGCAUUAGUCUUUAAAGUAUGCACAUAUACUGUCUUCAUGAAGUUAAUUGUGGUAUAUAUUAAAAUCCCUGCAUUUCGUGUAACUUAGUCUAUAUUUUCUUUCAGUCAGAUUGUGGAUAAACUACUGGUGGGGAAGAACCAAAAUAAACAAUUAUCUUUUUA